AUGGCUACCCUGGACGAUCUGAGGAAUGUCGUUCGAUCAUGCCCAGUCAUCGAUAACCAUGCGCAUAACCUUUUACUGCCUUCGAAGCAGGAAGCUCACGACCUGCUGACCGCAACGACAGAAGCACAAGGAGAUGCUCUUGAAGAUACGAAGACGUCCCUAUCACAUAUUCGUGCUGUUCGUCAAUUACGCGAGCUAUAUGAUCUUGGCAGUGAUGCAACAUGGGACGACUUGAUGGAGAAAAGAGCAGACAUCCUGCAAGGAGACUUCGAGAGCUUCCUCCAGAAAUGCUUUACUGGAAUUCACACUAUUCUCAUGGAUGAUGGUCUGGAUGACACAACCGUCUAUCUUUAUGACUGGCACGAUGAUUUCGUCCUUGACAAAACACUUCGCAUCGUUCGUAUCGAAACUUUGGCUGCAGAUAUUCUGCGAGAGAUGUACAGGAAAGGCACUCUGCCCAUCGGACCAGCCAUACACGACGAUGAUAUGUGUGCUGAAGCUUGGAUUACCUUCCUGCAGGCUUUCGAAUCAUCCAUCGUAACCGAGAUUAACGAUCCGGACGUCGCUGGGUUCAAGUCUGUGAUAUGCUACCGAACUGGUCUGGAUGUUAAGGUCGCUGGAGAUGUGCAAAUAGCCACGAAUGGUCUUGAGGCUUUCCAAAGCAGUUAUCUGCCCAAUUGCUUACAGAACAACUUCCGCAUCGAGUCCAAAGGAUUGAAUGACAGUCUCGUCAUCUCAACAUGUCGACUUUUGAGCGCAGCAGCCAAGCAAGACUCAAUAAGCAAACCACUCCAAUUUCACACUGGUCUCGGUGAUGCAGAUAUCGAUCUGCUUCUUUCGGACCCCUCGCAUCUCCAGCCUCUUAUCACUGCUUUUCCCGAUGUUCAGAUCAUCCUUCUUCACACAUCCUAUCCCUACAUGCGUCAGGCUGGUUACCUUGCAACAGUUUAUAAGAACGUUUACCUUGACCUUGGUGAAGUGUUUCCACAAGUCAGCAGGAAUGGACAAGAGACCAUCCUGCGUCAAUGCAUGGAGGUCACGCCUAUCUCGAAACUGCUCUUCAGUACUGAUGCUCACCACUUUGGCGAAGUCUAUUGGCUUGCAUUGAAGCAGUUCAGGGAAGCAUUCGAAAGAGUCCUGGUAGACUACGUUGAGAAUGAAGACCUCACAGUCGAUCAAGCCAUCCAAGCUGCAAAAGAUGUCUACUUCAACAAUUCGAAGCGAGUGUACAAUCUCACCACAGAGCUUCCAGGAAUAGAAGUGGACAUGCAACCUCGACGGACUAGGGCACAGAGUAAUCGUGAAGCCAGGAUUCUGCAGGCUCCUCAGCCUUUGCAGCUCGCGUGGAGGGAGACCGAGCCACACGAGAAGCCUUACGACUUGGACGUAUUCACAAAGUUCUUCGAACAGCACUCAGGAUUGAAGUAUGUUUAUGUACAGUGGCUCGACUAUCUCGGGACCCUACGAGUUCGCAUGCUGCCGGUCGCUGCGUUCCACCGCCUGAUCACAAACGGCGAGCGUAUUGGCAUCUCACGAGGCAAUACAGGUACUUUGCAGAACGAUCAUGUCACUUCAGCAGUCACUGCUACAGGGCAGAUCUAUGUUGAACCUGACAUCACUACACUGAGACUUUCGCAUUCUCGGGAUCCGCUUGCUUCUGCAACGGUCAUAGGAUCUUUCUGCAACGACGACGGCCGUCGCUCAAACUGUUGUCCUAGAAACAGUCUUCGAACUUUGACAGAGCGCUUCUCGAACGACCAUAGGAUCACAUUCCUCGCUGGAUUUGAAAUUGAAGUGGUCUUUCUCAAGCAAGACACGAAAGGCGAAUACAGUCCUUGGACUACAAAUCAUGCUUGGGGUACGUUUACUCCAGAGCAAUUUGAGGUUGCAUUGCCGGUGCUUGCUGAGAUUGCGGAUGAAUUAGCAAACAUUGGUAUCAAUGUUCAACAGUUCCAUUCCGAAUCUGGACCUGGACAAUAUGAGUUCGUACUGUCUCCUCUGCCCGUCGUUGAAGCAAUUGACACACUCGUGCAAGCGCGCCAAGUUGUUCAACAAAUUGCUCGUCUGCACGGACUACGUGCUACGCUACAUCCAGUACCUCUUAACAGCGUCGGCUCAGGCCAGCAUGUCCACAUCUCGCUCAACUCUUCCAGUUUGUCUUUGGAAGAACUGGAAAGCAAGGAGUUAUCAUUCUUUGCUGGAGUGCUCGAGCAACUGCCAUCUCUUUGUGCUUUCUUACUACCCAAUGAUGUGAGUUACGCUCGCGUCGCUGAUGAUAUGUGGACUAGUGGUGCUUGGGUGACUUGGGGCACGCAGAACAGAGAAGUGCCACUCCGCAGGGUCAAGGCAGGACGCUGGGAGAUCCGCUGUCUGGAUGGCCUCGCAAAUCCCUACCUUGCUCUUUGUUCUUUACUCGCUGCCGGACUGAAUGGUGUAAAGGCUGGAAAACACAUGGAGAUGAAGGACUGCACCAAGAAUCCCGCACGUUUGACUGAAGCUCAAAGAGCUGAGCUUGGUAUCGUCGCAAAAAUGCCUGCUUCGCUCGAGGAAUCGCUACAUCACCUCGAGACAGCCGAGGCUCUGAAGCAAUGGAUGAACCCUCAAUUGAUCGAUGAUUACGUCGUAAUGAAGAGAGCUGAGAAGCAGAUGCUUGACGAGAUGGAUGAGAAGGAACGACAUGCAUGGCUGGUUGAAAGGUAUUGA
Molecule: messenger RNA, 2703 nt
Organism: Aureobasidium melanogenum CBS 110374
Lineage: Eukaryota; Fungi; Ascomycota; Dothideomycetes; Dothideales; Saccotheciaceae
Product: glutamine synthetase/guanido kinase
Exons: 2
Coding region: 1-2703 (900 amino acids)
Molecular function (GO): hydrolase activity; glutamine synthetase activity
Source: RefSeq, a predicted model, not a curated record